Molecule: messenger RNA, 7385 nt
Organism: Salvelinus fontinalis (brook trout)
Lineage: Eukaryota; Metazoa; Chordata; Actinopteri; Salmoniformes; Salmonidae
Product: bcl-2-related ovarian killer protein homolog A-like
Exons: 4
Coding region: 379-1020 (213 amino acids)
Biological process (GO): extrinsic apoptotic signaling pathway in absence of ligand; regulation of apoptotic process; intrinsic apoptotic signaling pathway in response to DNA damage
Cellular component (GO): mitochondrial outer membrane
Molecular function (GO): protein homodimerization activity; protein heterodimerization activity
Source: RefSeq, a predicted model, not a curated record
CAGCGCACAAUUAGCCCAGCCUUGUCCGGGGUAGGCUGUCAUUGUAAAUAAGAAUUUGUUCGGAACUGACUUGGCUAGUUAAGUAAAGGUUAAAUAUAUUUAUAUUUUUUAAAUCAGCCAAUAACUCAAGGAAUAUAAAUGUGGCAUUGCAAGGGAGCUGGUGUGCACCGUGACGGUGAACAAACCAAUGCAAUUCUACACUCGUGGGGAGACAUUCAAUAAUCCCUCCUUUUCGAAACGCCCUCAACGCGAGGGAGGAGGUAGGGAAGUAGCUUUCUGGUGGACAGAGAGGACCAUAAACGGCGAUCGAGCAGGCGGAUUAGAGCCAGCGCCAGGCAGGCGGGUUGUUUGUGAUUAACUGCUGCUGGGGACUGGGGUAUGGAGAUGUUGCGUCGCUCCUCAGUAUUCGCUGCAGAAGUGAUGGAAGUAUUUGACCGAUCCCCCACAGACAAGGAGCUAGUGUCACAGGCCAAGGCGCUCUGCAGGGAUUUCAUCCAUUCCAGGCUGAACAGGACCGGGAUUGGGUGGUCGAAGCCCGAGCAUCAGCUGUCGGCAUCAGGUGGGACGCUUGGAGAGAUCUCCUCUGUCCUCAUGUGGUUAGGUGAUGAGUUGGAGUACCUGCGGCCCAACAUCUACCGUAACGUAGCUCGUCAGCUGAACAUCACCGUUGCGUCUGAGAGCGUGGUGUCUGAUGCCUUCCUGGCUGUGGCUGCGGAGAUCUUCUCCACCGGUAUAACGUGGGGGAAGGUGGUGUCCCUGUAUACGGUAGCCGGUGCCCUGGCGGUGGACUGCGUGAGGCACGGUCACCCAGCCAUGGUCCACACCAUCGUAGACUGCAUGGGGGAGUUUGUCCGCAAGAGCCUGGUCUCCUGGUUGAAGAAGAGAGGAGGAUGGGCUGAUAUCACAAAGUGCGUGGUGAACACGGACCCCAGCUUCCGCUCCCAUUGGUUGGUGUCUGCUACCUGCGCCUGUGGACAUUACCUGAAGGCCAUGGUGUUUUACCUGCUCCGGGACAAAUGACAACGGAGGACGAGUUGAGUCACGGCCACACGAUGGACAACCUGCCCCAUCCGCCAGUGUAGGACAAAAGAGCCUUAUCCUGGUCCCAGAUCUGUUCGAGCUCCUGACAACUCUAUUGCUGUCAUUGUCAAGCCAAACAUGUUUGUUUUGAGUGUUUCAAUCAAGGAGUUUGUCAGGACAGUGAGUGUCAAGGAGUUGUCAUGACAGCCCAAACAGACUGGCACUCAGCCAACCGGGCAUCUGUCUGAGCUGCAGCCAUCACUCCUCUAGAGUUCUAGAUAUGUUGUUGUUUACACUGCACCUCCGCCACUGCCACUGACGAGCACCUUGGGCCUUCACAAACAAAUGAAACAAACGCACUGGCAUUGCAACAUCGACUUGAAUAAGCUUGUUAGCUACGUCUGCUUUGAACAGGGUAUUUAUCGAUUUAGCUUGACAGUAUUAUUGUGACGUAUAAGUACAGAUUCUCCAGCUGUAUUGUGAGGUAGUAGUCUAUACAUAAUGAUCCAUAGCAUUAACAGUUGACUGGAAUGGGAAUGCCCAUUCUAGUUAUUCUAUAUCUGGAUCUCAGUUUUUCUAUAGCUCUCUCUGUCACAUUCCUUGUUUUCUUUAUGCUUACAUAGACUGGUUAACUGAUAACGUCACAAAAAAAAAACGCGCUUCUAAGAGGCAGAAGGACGUGUGUUGUGAUUCUGGAUGGCCAGACAGCUAGCAACAAUGACAAUAAACUGCCCUGAUUCUGGAUGGCCAGAUAGCUAAGCAACAAUGACAAUAAACUGCCCUGAUUCUGGAUGGCCAGAUAGCUAGCAACAAUGACAAGAAACUGCCCUGAUUCUGGAUGGCCAGACAGCUAGCAACAAUGACAAUAAACUGCCCUGAUUCUGGAUGGCCAGACAGCUAGCAACAAUGACAAUAAACUGUCCUGAUUCUGGAUGGCUAGACAGCUAGCAACAAUGACAAGAAACUGCCCUGAUUCUGGAUGGCCAGACAGCUAGCAACAAUGACAAGAAACUGCCCUGAUUCUGGAUGGCCAGACAGCUAGCAACAAUGACAAUAAACUGUCCUGAUUCUGGAUGGCUAGACAGCUAGCAACAAUGACAAGAAACUGCCCUGAUUCUGGAUGGCCAGACAGCUAGCAACAAUGACAAGAAACUGUCCUGAUUCUGGAUGGCCAGACAGCUAGCAACAAUGACAAGAAACUGCCCUGAUUCUGGAUGGCUAGAUAGCUAGCAACAAUGACAAUAAACUGCCCUGAUUCUGGAUGGCUAGAUAGCUAGCAACAAUGACAAGAAACUGCCUUGAUUCUGGAUGGCUAGAUAGCUAGCAACAAUGACAAUAAACUGCCCUGAUUCUGGAUGGCUAGAUAGCUAGCAACAAUGACAAGAAACUGCCCUGAUUCUGGAUGGCCAGAGAGCUAAGCAACAAUGACAAGAAACUGCCCUGAUUCUGGAUGGCCAGACAGCUAGCAACAAUGACAAGAAACUGCCUUGAUUCUGGAUGGCCAGACAGCUAGCAACAAUGACAAGAAACUGCCCUGAUUCUGGAUGGCUAGAUAGCUAGCAACAAUGACAAGAAACUGCCCUGAUUCUGGAUAGCUAGAUAGCUAGCAACAAUGACAAGAAACUACCCUGAUUCUGGAUGGCUAGAUAGCUAGCAACAAUGACAAGAAACUGCCCUGAUUCUGGAUGGCUAGAUAGCUAGCAACAAUGACAAGAAACUGCCCUGAUUCUGGAUGGCUAGAUAGCUAGCAACAAUGACAAGAAACUGCCCUGAUUCUGGAUGGCUAGAUAGCUAGCAACAAUGACAAGAAACUGCCCUGAAAGCUAGCAACAAUGACAAUAAACUGUCCUGAUUCUGGAUGGCCAGACAGCUAGCAACAAUGACAAUAAACUGUCCUGAUUCUGGAUGGCCAGAUAGCUAGCAACAAUGACAAGAAACUGCCCUGAUUCUGGAUGGCCAGACAGCUAGCAACAAUGACAAUAAACUGUCCUGAUUCUGGAUGGCUAGAUAGCUAGCAACAAUGACAAUAAACUGUCCUGAUUCUGGAUGGCCAGAUAGCUAGCAACAAUGACAAGAAACUGCCCUGAUUCUGGAUGGCUAGAUAGCUAGCAACAAUGACAAUAAACUGUCCUGAUUCUGGAUGGCUAGAUAGCUAGCAACAAUGACAAGAAACUGCCCUGAUUCUGGAUGGCUAGAUAGCUAGCAACAAUGACAAGAAACUGCCUUGAUUCUGGAUGGCUAGAUAGCUAGCAACAAUGACAAUAAACUGCCCUGAUUCUGGAUGGCCAGACAGCUAGCAACAAUGACAAUAAACUGCCCUGGUUCUGGAUGGCCAGACAGCUAGCAACAAUGCCAAUAAACUGCCCUGAUUCUGGAUGGCUAGAUAGCUAGCAACAAUGACAAGAAACUGCCCUGAUUCUGGAUGGCUAGAUAGCUAGCAACAAUGACAAGAAACUGCCCUGAUUCUGGAUGGCCAGACAGCAAGCAACAAUGACAAGAAACUGCCCUGAUUCUGGAUGGCCAGACAGCUAGCAACAAUGACAAUAAACUGCCCUGAUUCUGGAUGGCCAGACAGCUAGCAACAAUGACAAUAAACUGCCCUGAUUCUGGAUGGCCAGACAGCUAGCAACAAUGACAACAAACUGCCCUGAUUCUGGAUGGCUAGAUAGCUAGCAACAAUGAAAAUAAGCUGCCCUGAUUCUGGAUGGCUAGAUAGCUAGCAACAAUGACAAGAAACUGCCCUGAUUCUGGAUGGCCAGACAGCUAGCAACAAUGACAAUAAACUGCCCUGAUUCUGGAUGGCCAGACAGCUAGCAACAAUGACAAUAAACUGUCCUGAUUCUGGAUGGCUAGACAGCUAGCAACAAUGACAAGAAACUGCCCUGAUUCUGGAUGGCCAGACAGCUAGCAACAAUGACAAGAAACUGCCCUGAUUCUGGAUGGCCAGACAGCUAGCAACAAUGACAAUAAACUGUCCUGAUUCUGGAUGGCUAGACAGCUAGCAACAAUGACAAGAAACUGCCCUGAUUCUGGAUGGCCAGACAGCUAGCAACAAUGACAAGAAACUGUCCUGAUUCUGGAUGGCCAGACAGCUAGCAACAAUGACAAGAAACUGCCCUGAUUCUGGAUGGCUAGAUAGCUAGCAACAAUGACAAUAAACUGCCCUGAUUCUGGAUGGCUAGAUAGCUAGCAACAAUGACAAGAAACUGCCUUGAUUCUGGAUGGCUAGAUAGCUAGCAACAAUGACAAUAAACUGCCCUGAUUCUGGAUGGCUAGAUAGCUAGCAACAAUGACAAGAAACUGCCCUGAUUCUGGAUGGCCAGAGAGCUAAGCAACAAUGACAAGAAACUGCCCUGAUUCUGGAUGGCCAGACAGCUAGCAACAAUGACAAGAAACUGCCUUGAUUCUGGAUGGCCAGACAGCUAGCAACAAUGACAAGAAACUGCCCUGAUUCUGGAUGGCUAGAUAGCUAGCAACAAUGACAAGAAACUGCCCUGAUUCUGGAUAGCUAGAUAGCUAGCAACAAUGACAAGAAACUACCCUGAUUCUGGAUGGCUAGAUAGCUAGCAACAAUGACAAGAAACUGCCCUGAUUCUGGAUGGCUAGAUAGCUAGCAACAAUGACAAGAAACUGCCCUGAUUCUGGAUGGCUAGAUAGCUAGCAACAAUGACAAGAAACUGCCCUGAUUCUGGAUGGCUAGAUAGCUAGCAACAAUGACAAGAAACUGCCCUGAAAGCUAGCAACAAUGACAAUAAACUGUCCUGAUUCUGGAUGGCCAGACAGCUAGCAACAAUGACAAUAAACUGUCCUGAUUCUGGAUGGCCAGAUAGCUAGCAACAAUGACAAGAAACUGCCCUGAUUCUGGAUGGCCAGACAGCUAGCAACAAUGACAAUAAACUGUCCUGAUUCUGGAUGGCUAGAUAGCUAGCAACAAUGACAAUAAACUGUCCUGAUUCUGGAUGGCCAGAUAGCUAGCAACAAUGACAAGAAACUGCCCUGAUUCUGGAUGGCUAGAUAGCUAGCAACAAUGACAAUAAACUGUCCUGAUUCUGGAUGGCUAGAUAGCUAGCAACAAUGACAAGAAACUGCCCUGAUUCUGGAUGGCUAGAUAGCUAGCAACAAUGACAAGAAACUGCCUUGAUUCUGGAUGGCUAGAUAGCUAGCAACAAUGACAAUAAACUGCCCUGAUUCUGGAUGGCCAGACAGCUAGCAACAAUGACAAUAAACUGCCCUGGUUCUGGAUGGCCAGACAGCUAGCAACAAUGCCAAUAAACUGCCCUGAUUCUGGAUGGCUAGAUAGCUAGCAACAAUGACAAGAAACUGCCCUGAUUCUGGAUGGCUAGAUAGCUAGCAACAAUGACAAGAAACUGCCCUGAUUCUGGAUGGCCAGACAGCAAGCAACAAUGACAAGAAACUGCCCUGAUUCUGGAUGGCCAGACAGCUAGCAACAAUGACAAUAAACUGCCCUGAUUCUGGAUGGCCAGACAGCUAGCAACAAUGACAAUAAACUGCCCUGAUUCUGGAUGGCCAGACAGCUAGCAACAAUGACAACAAACUGCCCUGAUUCUGGAUGGCUAGAUAGCUAGCAACAAUGAAAAUAAGCUGCCCUGAUUCUGGAUGGCUAGAUAGCUAGCAACAAUGACAACAAACUGUCCUGAUUCUGGAUAGCAACAAUGACAAGAAACUGCCCUGAUUCUGGAUGGCUAGAUAGCUAGCAACAAUGACAAUAAACUGUCCUGAUUCUGGAUGGCUAGAUAGCUAGCAACAAUGACAAUAAACUGCCCUGAAAGCUAGCAACAAUGACAAUAAACUGUCCUGAUUCUGGAUGGCCAGACAGCUAGCAACAAUGACAACAAACUGCCCUGAUUCUGGAUGGCCAGACAGCUAGCAACAAUGACAAGAAACUGCCCUGAUUCUGGAUGGCUAGAUAUCUAGCAACAAUGACAACAAACUGCCCUGAUUCUGGAUGGCUAGAUAGCUAGCAACAAUGACAAGAAACUGCCCUGGUUCUGGAUGGCCAGAUAGCUAGCAACAAUGUCAAGAAACUGCCCUGGUUCUGGAUGGCCAGAUAGCUAGCAACAAUGACAAGAAACUGCCAUGAUUCUGGAUGGCCAGAUAGCUAGCAACAAUGACAAGAAACUGCCCUGAUUCUGGAUGGCCAGACAGCUAGCAACAAUGACAAGAAACUGCCCUGAUUCUGGAUGGCUAGAUAGCUAGCAACAAUGACAAGAAACUGCCCUGAUUCUGAAUGGCCAGAUAGCUAGUAACAAUGACAAUAAACUGCCAUGUUGGGGAAUCGUAAGUGGCUCAUUUUGAUCUUGUUCUUGAUUCCAUGUCUUGUUUUUAGGUGUUUUGACUGAUGUCAGGUCUAUGCUAAUAUGGCUAAUAUUUGCUAGCUAGCGAGCUAACCAACAACUCUGACGAUGUAUUUGAGAAACAACAAGUGCUCAUUGUGCAACUUUAUUUAUGUUUUCAAUAAACAUUGUAGAUUAAAUAUAGUUGACACGUUGUUACCAAUCUAACAAUUGGUUUUGUUGCUAAACAACCAACCCGUCUUUUACUCCUGGGCAAAUAUUACAUUUAAAGCAAUGGAAUAUUUGUAUAAAUUUGAGUUUCAUUUCUGCACAUACUGUAUGUCAAGUGAAGUGUGGAUAUGACCCAGACAGAGUGGGAGAAUUUCAAUUGCUAUUUCCUCACAUCCCCUCUCCUCACCUACUCAAACCCCAUUGGAUGAGCAGGUCAAAACGGAGGGAUCUCUGACCUUUUCAUCCAAUUGGUUUUGAGAAGGAGGCGAGGAGAGAGGAUGCGAAGAUUCAGAGAAUAAACAAUUGAGAUACUCCCAGUGCUUCUAAAUAAAGCAGAAUGUUCAGCCCCUAGUGGCUGGAAAUAAGAAUGACCGAAAAACACAGGACGUGACGUUGUGAUUUUAUGAUCUCUGGAUUGACGAUGGUCAGAUGAAUGAAAAGGAUAACGGACUUCACUAAGUGAAAUAAUGAUCAAUUCCUCAGUUUGAAAUAUAGUUUUGAUUAUAACGUUUGUUUGCAUGCUUCAUGUAUGGGCUUGUAAGUAAGCAUUUCACUCUAAGGUGUUCGGUAUUCGGUGACAAAUAAGAUUGGAUUUAUGUGACGAGUGAUUUUGUGUGUGUGUGUGUGUGAGGGGGGGGGGGGGGGGACUGUUUUUUGUAGAACAUUGUGAUGUUAUGGAUCACUCCAUCGUCUGAAACUUAAAAUCCCAUUCAGACAUUUUUUGUCUGUAUUAUUCUACAAGUUAUUUUAAUUUCAUGAAUAACAACUACACAGUAGCUUACAUAUAUUAUAUUUGGCAACACUGAGUGUCUUCAGAAAAUAAAAUGUGUUAUAUUUCAA